Colletotrichum costaricense is the source of this 834-nucleotide messenger RNA. RefSeq lists its product as uncharacterized. NCBI's taxonomy places the organism in Eukaryota, Fungi, Ascomycota, Sordariomycetes, Glomerellales, Glomerellaceae. The transcript has 3 exons. The record is from RefSeq and is a predicted model, not a curated record. The coding region runs from base 1 to 834 and encodes 277 amino acids.
AUGUCUGUGGUCGUAGAACCCAGAGCCGUGGCCCCAGCGUCCACAGUCUCGCAAAGAGGUGGUGAACUGUCACGCUAUGGGCUGCCUAUGAACACUGGUCUUCGAGGAGAAUUGCCCAGCUCAGCAACGGCCCUCACGGAGAAGCCGGGUCCAAGUGACCGUGAGCCUUGGAACUUUGUCGAGUUCGCGAACCAUUACACGGAGGCUCCGUGGGGCGGCCGGUGCUCUCUGAUUGAGUUCCUCAGCCAGUUGGACGGCCGACAACCUUUGAGAGGCGUGUUGAGACGACUGAUUCUGUCAUACUUCAAGAUGAAGAUCCUCAACGCCCUUCUCACGUUGUCGGCCCUGGCGGUCAGCAUCGACGCCCUUCCAGUCUCGGUAACUAAAGACGAGGAUGCCCAGACUUUCCACAUCAUAGCCCGCCAGGCCCAGCCUCCUCAGCCUCCUCCAUCGGCCUUGAUUCCCGACGCAACACCUGAAGACGACAUGGAUGAAUUCGAAGAAGUGGAGGAAGUCGACGACGUCACGAAUCCAGGAGAGGUCGAAGCCGAGGGCAAGAAAAAGAAGAAGAAGAAGAAGAAGGGCAAGAAGAAGGGCAAGAAGGAGAAGAAGCCCGAGAAGCCGGACGCCAUCCCGGCUGAUGGAGCUCAACCGCCGGCUGCUGGCGCUCAACCUGCGCCCGCAGCCGGUGCCCAGCCUAUUCCCGCAGCCGGUGCCGCUCCGGCCGCUGCCCCGGCCAAGGCACCAGCUCCCGGAGCACCUGCAGCCGCUGCUCCCCCACCCGCCCCAGCGCCGGCGGCUCCUCGCUCGGUUGCCAAGGCAUUCAAAGCCUAG